Nanorana parkeri is the source of this 3032-nucleotide messenger RNA. It is a transcript of the gene SENP7, whose product is annotated as SUMO1/sentrin specific peptidase 7. NCBI's taxonomy places the organism in Eukaryota, Metazoa, Chordata, Amphibia, Anura, Dicroglossidae. Bases 179 to 3010 code for a protein of 943 amino acids. Gene Ontology annotation, cellular component: cytoplasm; nucleus. Gene Ontology annotation, biological process: protein desumoylation. Gene Ontology annotation, molecular function: SUMO-specific endopeptidase activity. The record is from RefSeq and is a predicted model, not a curated record. The transcript has 23 exons.
GGAGGAAAGGGGAUAUUUGUGAAGGGGGGCAAAUAAAGUUCACGACGUGCUAAUCAGCGAACAUCCAUGACAAUCUGUGACAGCCAUGGAAAUACGGAAGUAGCCGUUCUAGUGUGUGGAUGUAGGUGACGUCAUUGGUCGACAUUUGCAAGAUUCGUUUUUAAGAGGCAAAAUUAUCAUGAUGGAUAAGCAGAAAAAAGAAUCCCCUCCAGGAACCCAAUCUAGUGGAAAAACACCUGGGUUUAAGAUUCCAAAGAAAAAGCCUGAUGACUGGUGUGAGGACAUCCCAGCCUCAUCUCCAUUAACGAAACUGCAUGAUAGUGACUUCAGAAAUGUUAGUUUUCGAAGGGUAAGGCAAAGUGCAUAUUCCAUACAGAAUUUUAAGAUUCCAAAGAAAAAGCCUGAUGACUGGUGUGAGGACAUCCCAGCCUCAUCUCCAUUAACGAAACUGCAUGAUAGUGACUUCAGAAAUGUUAGUUUUCGAAGGAGGGGACGCGAUUCGGUGUAUGAAACCAAUAAUUUAUCAAGAAAUAUGGACUCUCAUUUGUAUUAUACAUUGAGGCUUGACAGAGCACCCCACACUAGUGAGUACAGAGAACAACACAGAGAAAGAGAAAUUGGAACAAAGAAUGAAGUACAACGUCGAGAGGAGCGUAAAGAAGACAACUUCCUAAAAUAUUAUGUUUAUUCAUUUAAACUCCAGAAGAAUGCUUCAAAGAGUAUUGUAGUUACACCACCCAGAUGUGAAAGAACAUAUUGCUACAAACGUGCAGAACACCAAAACAAGAAAACAUCACUUUCUCCUUCUUCAGCUGACUUCUCCAGCUCUUCCUCUGAGCCGUUUACAGACCGCACUUUAUCCUGCACUUUAGAUUCACCAGGCAGAAAAAACAUUUCUAGAGACAAAAUAAAUAGGACGGCUGAGGAAAAGAAAAAAUCUUCUGAUGAUGGAUGUUCCUCGGAUCCACCAAAACCCAGUUCACUGUCUGAUGUUUACAGCAAAACAAGAAAAAAACCGUUAGCAGCUACAAAUGACAGUAUGAAAAUUCAGCCAAUUGUACUGUCUAGUGAUGACGAUGAGGCUGCCCAGAAAGAAACAAAGUCAGGCUUUCCACAUACUGUGAAAAAAACAUCAGUGGAGAAGAAAUGUCCAUCUCCUUCUAAGGAUGCAGAGCCAAUGGAUCACUCUGGUAUUUUGAAAGAUGCCCCUACUGAACUAGAACAGUCUGAUAGCUCCGUUCUGAGGCUAAAAUUCCUCAAUGUGUACUAUGGCAAAAAGAGAGGAAGGGUAUCUGAACUGGCUAAGUUUACGGCGACAUCCAUUGAAAUUCCUUUGAAAGUGGCCUUGCACAAAAUUACAAGUCUGUCGGUGGAGACAAGGAAGCUGCACAAGUAUGGAUUCUGGAUUACGAAGGGAGGAGACUCGGUCAGAAGUAGUGCUGUCAUUAUCCUGUGGUUGACUCCUGACUAUGUGCCUGUCAUAGAGCGACAAAUGGAAUUGUCUGCUAGAAAACAAUCCUCUAAAUCAAACGAGUUCAUCUUUCUGGAGUUAGUGGAACCUCUUAAAAGCAAAGAGCAGUCUCUGAUGAAUGAAAUUAUGGUGGAAGCCAGCAAGCAUGGUUCACCCUCUCUUGCUGAAGUGCUUAGCUGGGAGGAGAUAUGCACCAUGCUGGAGUCCUUGCCCUCCGACGAGUGUUCCUUCAAGUUAAAUUGUUGUUCUGCUGGAUCUCAGCUACCUGAGGAGUGGGAGUGCCCGUCUAAGUGCUUUGCCCUUCCCAAGCGGUUUUCUGUACACAAUCUUUUCGGGGAGGGGCUUCUGAAAAAGUGCACAUCCUCUCCGGUUGUGGACCCUCCUGUGUCCCGUCUGAACAAGGCGACAGGGAUUCAGGGGGAAGAGUCUCUGUUCAGGGAUCUGACACAGAGGCGUUUGCGCCCUAAGAAAGUAAAAUCCACUUACAGCCUUACUCAAAAAUGGAGCGAUGGUGGUUACUCAUUUUCUAUGGUACCUGAGCAACAUAACAUACUGGGCGAAGCACAGAGAAGUGGACCUCCUAUCAGAUUACUUGUUUAUCCUCCUCCACCAACAAAAGGAGGCCUUGGAGUAAGUAAUGAAGAUUUGCAGUGUUUGGAGCAAGGAGAAUUUCUUAAUGAUGUUAUUAUUGAUUUUUAUCUGAAAUACCUCAUGUUGGAGAUAUUUCCGAAACCCUUUGCAGAUAGAUGUCAUAUAUUUAGUAGCUUUUUCUUUAGAUGCUUAACAAGAAAAGAAAAUGGUUCAAAUGAUACUAACCUAGAUAUAUCAACGGCAGAGAGAAGGCAUCGGAGGGUGAAAAACUGGACUCGUCAUAUAGAUAUUUUUACAAAGGAUUUUAUCUUUGUGCCAGUCAAUGAAAAUUGUCAUUGGUACCUUGCAGUGAUCUGUUUCCCCUGGUUGGAAAAGGCUAUGUAUGAGGACAAGAAAGAAACGGAUGUGGUUCCUUCAAAAACAAAAGACAGUUCUAACAAUGGUUCUGUUAUUGUAUUUAAUGAUCGCUUGUCAAAGACAGAGGAAACUACAGAAGACGGCAACAGUGGAUCUGAAGGUUCUUGUAGUUCUGGACCCAGCUACAAUCAAAAAUAUCCAAAGCCAAAAGAAAGUCACAGUGGCAAAGUUUGCAAAAGGCCAUGCAUUCUAAUCUUUGAUUCUUUGACAACUGGAUCAGUGAGAACUACUGUACAAGUCUUAAGAGAAUAUUUGAAGGUAGAGUGUCAUGUGAAACGGCAAUCAGAAAGGGAAUUCAGCAGGUCCUCUAUGAGAGAACUUUAUCCUAAAGUACCGAAGCAGAAUAACAGUACCGACUGUGGCUUGUACCUCUUGCAAUAUGUAGAAAGCUUCUCUCAGAAACCAAUCGAAAACUUUGAACCUCCGAUGCAUUUGGAAAACUGGUUUCCCUCCUGUGUAGUAAAGAAUAAGCGAGAGGAGAUCAGAGACUUAAUUCUUCGGCUACAUGUAGAGCAGAAAAAGAAAGGUUAAGAAAACUUCCAUCAGUCUUCUU